AUGGAUGGGAGAAGUGUUCGGAAUGAAGACGAUACUGAGACAAGAUUGUGUCAACCUCCAAAGCGACAAAAGACUGUCCACUAUGACAGGUCAUCCACCCAACGGCACGAUCAAUAUACCAUUGCCUGGAUCUGUGCGUUGUACAUAGAGAUGGCAGCAGCUCGGGCCAUGCUAGAUGAGGUCCAUGAAGCUCUACCCAGGCAUGUAGAGGACAGCAACGCCUAUGUACUGGGAAGCAUCAAGCAACACAAUCUCGUCAUUGCGUGCUUGCCAGCAGCCCAAUAUGGAACGAACAACGCGGCGAACGUCAUGACGAAUAUGAACCGAACCUUCCCCGCUAUCCGCGUGGGCUUGCUGGUCGGGAUUGGUGGCGGCGUGCCGAGCAAGGCUGAUGUGCGCUUAGGUGAUGUUGUUGUUGGAACAAGGGUGAUGCAAUAUGAUCUUGGGAAAGUCGUUGGCCAUGGAGAGCUCCGACGAACGGCGAUCCCUAGGAUUCCUCACCAUUCGCUUGGGACAGCUGUUUCCGCCCUCCGUUCGAGACAUGAGCUGAACCCCAGUCGAGUCCCAUCCAUCCUACGGCUGAAGCUUGGAGGGCACCCUGAAUACGGUCGCCCAAGCUCCCCGGACCGACUGUUCCACGCGACAUAUGAGCAUGAAUCUACAACGGCCAGUUGCGAUGGGUGUGACCAGUUGAAGCUGGUUCCACGAAGCAGACGGAUGUCGGACAAUAUAAUGAUUCAUUACGGCGCGAUCGCUUCAGGGAACCAAGUCAUGAGAAGCAGCACUACCCGGGAUAACAUUGCUCGAGAAUUGGAUGUCAUAUGUUUUGAAAUGGAGGCUGCUGGUCUGAUGGACAUACUCCCUUGUCUCCCAAUUCGGGGAAUAUGUGAUUACUCAGAUUCUCACAAGAGCAAGGAAUGGCAGAGGUAUGCUGCAGCAACCGCGGCCGCGUACGCCAGGGAAUUACUCGAGGACCUACCGGUGGCCAAAGGGCAUGCAAAGACUCCCAGUAUGCCAAAUCCUCAUGAACGUUCAUUGCACGAACACCGGCAGCGUUUGCUGGGUUCCCUCGGGUUCAAGCAAAUGGAUUCUCGGAAAUUAACUGUCAGAACCGCCCUCGCCAAAACAUGCCAAUGGUUUCUCAGCCACCCUGACUACAAAGCAUGGCUUAAUCCUGAAAACCUAACGCAACAUCAUGGCUUUCUGUGGAUCAGUGGCAAGCCUGGCGCGGGCAAGUCGACAAUCAUGAAAUUCGCAUACUCGCGUAUGAAGAGCAAAUUCCACAACAAGCAUGCUAUCACUGCUUCCUUUUUCUUCAACGCUCGAGGCGAACGUCUGGAAAAGUCGAUCUCAGGGAUGUACCGAUCAUUGCUGCUCCAGCUGCUUGAAGGGUACCCUGAUCUCCAGGCGGUUUUAGAUGAUCCUGAUAUUAAUUCUCAGAGUCAGAAUGGAUGCCCUUCCUUGGACGUUCUUAAGGACCUCUUUCGCAGCGCAGUUUCCGCCCUCGGUCAACGCUCCUUUACGUGCUUCGUGGAUGCUCUCGAUGAGUGUGACGAACAACAAGUGGUGGACAUGGUUCAAUACUUUGAAGAGCUGGCAGAACAAUGCACGAAUAAAGGUGUCCUACUCCGGAUCUGUUUCUCUAGUCGACAUUAUCCCUACAUAGCUAUUCAAAGGGGGGUCCGACUUACACUGGAGGACCAGUCAGGUCAUGGCGAAGACCUGGCAACCUACGUCGCUAGCCGCCUCCAAAUCGAAGAUCCUGUACUUCUCGAAGACCUGCAAAAUCAACUUCUCAGGAAAGCUGCGGGUGUUUUUAUGUGGGUUGUGCUAGUCGUUAGUAUCUUGAACAAGGAAUAUCGGCAUAAUGGGCUGGCUUUGAGAAAGCGACUCGCGGAAAUACCUGGUGAUUUGAGCGAGCUGUUCAAGGACAUCCUGAGACGCGACAAGGAGAAUAUGGCGGGUCUCCGUCUUUGCAUCCUUUGGAUUCUCCUUGCAAAACGGCCAUUGCAACCGCAGGAGUUCUACCAUGCUCUCUGGUCUGGAUUGGCGCUAGAAGACCAGGCUGAUGAGCAAAUCCCUGAUGUCGGCGUCCCAGGUGCCUCAGACAGCCUCAACAGAUUUAACAGAUGUGUUAUCAGCAACUCAAAAGGACUUGCUGAGGUCACAAAAUCUGAGCAGCCAACUGUUCAAUUCAUUCAUGAAUCCGUCCGAGACUUCCUCGUCAAAGAAAGGGGACUACAUGAAUUGUGGCCUGAGCUUGGAUUUGAUUGGGAGAGCUCAAGCCAUGAGACUCUCAAGAAAUGUUGCGACUCAUACUUGAAUCAUACCUCAGUGCGUGCGUCUGUGAGUAAGGUGCUGUCACACAGACAUGAGCUGCAAUCAGGCAUUUCAAAUGAGUACCCGUUUUUGGGGUAUGCCAGUCAGCAUGUUCUCUAUCACGCCAACGCUGCGGCCGGAGCAGUUCCUCAAGACGAGUUCUUAUCUUCCUUUCCCGUAUCCCACUGGAUCAACGUCAACAAUCUUUUCGAAAAGUUCAAAAUUCGUGGAUACAGCUCAGAUGCGAGCCUCUUCUACAUUCUCGCGGACAAAGGAUUCCCGGAGCUCAUCCGCACGAGACUCAGAAAGGAUCCGCAUAUUCAUGUUUCCGGAGAGAGAUACGGAUACCCGCUGUUUGCCGCUUUGGCCAACGGUAACAAAGACGUUGUUGCUGCUGUUCUGAAAGCGCCGCCAAGUGCGUGCAGUGAAGUUGAUACAGAUGGUCUGAACUACAGGAAAGACUUGAAACAAUACGCAAAACGAACACCACUAUCCUGGGCUGCGCAGGAGGGUCGAAUAAGCAUUAUCCAGCUGCUUCUCCAAACAGAGACAUCUGUUGAUGACAUGGAUGCGAUGGGCAGAACACCACUUUCACGGGCCUCAGAGAACGGGCAUGAGGCUGUGGCAGAGCUGCUUAUCAGCAAUGGAGCAGAUGUCAAUGCUGCCAGUUAUGGAAGGACCCCACUCUUCCACGCCGUAGAGGAAGGCCAUGGGGAGGUAGCAGAGCUGCUCAUUAACAAGGGAGCAUAUGUUAAUGCUGGCAAACAUUAUAGUUGGACCCCGCUCUACUGCGCCAUACAGAAGGGUUAUCAGAAGGUAGCAAAGCUACUUAUUACCAUGGGAGCAGAUAUCAAUGGCUGUGAUGAUGAUGGAUCGACUCCACUAUCACAUGCCUCAUCACGUGGCUAUAAGGAGGUAGCAAAGCUGCUUAUUGACAAGGGAGCAGAUAUCAAUGCGAGUGCUAAGAAUGGGCAGACUCCACUAUUACAAGCCUCAAUACAUGGCCAUGAGGAGGUAGCAAAGCUACUUAUUGACAUGGGAGCAGACGUCAAUGUCUGUGAUAAAGAUGGAUGGACUCCACUAUCAUAUGCCUCAGUAUAUGGCCAAGCGGAGGUAGCAAAGCUGCUUAUUAAUAAGGGAGCAGAUAUCAAUGUCCGUGAUAAGGAUGGACAGCCUCCACUAUCACGCGCUACAUUGAAUGACCAUGAGGUGGUAGCAAAGCUACUUAUAGACAUGGGAGCAGAUGUCAAUGUCUGUGAUAAUAAUGGAUGGACUCCACUAUCACACGCCUUAUCAAAUGGCCGUGAGGUGGUAGCAAAGCAGCUUAUUGCUAAAGGUGCAGAUGUUGAUUGCAACACCUAUAACGGACUGAAUGGGAUACUUUCCUUAACAGCUCCGGGAGUACAAAAACGUCGUCGAUCUGAAACUCCUGAUGGGGUCAGCUCUGAGCCGGAAGCAGACCCAGAGGAUUAUGCCAGAAAGCGAACUCAUUAUGAGAGUGACUAUGUUCCAAGUUUCCCCUCUGUGGGCCCGCACAGUUGA
This is a messenger RNA of Aspergillus lentulus, 3861 nucleotides long. The record is from RefSeq and is a predicted model, not a curated record. Lineage: Eukaryota; Fungi; Ascomycota; Eurotiomycetes; Eurotiales; Aspergillaceae.